AUGCUCGUAGAAGGCCCAGAAAAGAAGACUGUUUCUUCAGCAGUGGCAACUUUUGCUGAUAUUUCAGUUUCGGCUCAAGAUGUCGUUAACUGCUCUUACUCUCAGUGGUAUAACAAAUUCUCCAGUUACACCUAUACCAAGGCCGAGAUCCUAAGACCGGUUCCUAUAGAAUUUAUUAAUUAUUUAUUGAGCGAUGAUAUCAUCCUUCCUAAAGAUGAACAAGGGUCCAGCUUGUUCCAGAAAGUUGAACUCAACAGCGAUAACGAGUACAGUGAUUGGGAAGAAGAAGAAGAUGAUGAUGCUGAUGCUGAUGCUGAUGAAGACAAAGAUCUGUCAAAUAAGGCAUCUCCUACCAGCACUUUCCCCAGCUUCCACCAGAAAAUCAAAGAUGCCAUACAAAGAUUAGGUGGGAAAGUGGCUCCCAAACUUAACUGGACAUCUCCUCAGGAUGCCACAUGGAUGAUGAUGAACAAUACGAUGGAAUGCCAUAACGCUACGGAGUUGUACCUUCUUUUGAAGUCCUCCGACUAUAUAAACCACGAUAUCGGCCAUGCGUUCGAAUGUGUGACAGAGGGGCCUCAAAAUGUUCCUGAGGGGUUCGAAUACGAGCUAGUUCUACGCAAAUGGUUCGAUAUCAACCCUUCCAUGGAGUUCCGCUGCUUCGUUAGAGAUAGGCAGUUGAUAGCCAUCUCUCCUAGGGAUCUAAACUACUAUACAUUUAUGAAGGAUUUCGAAAAUGAAAUCGUCGAUAAGAUUGACCUUUUCUUUGACAGUGUACUUCUUCCCAAAUUCGACUCAAACAGCUUUGCAUUCGACGUCUACAUACCUAAACCUCUUACCACAGUAUACCUAGUUGACGUGAAUCCAUUUGCUCGUCAGACGGACUCUUUGUUGUUUUCGUGGAACGAGUUGGCUACCAUGAAAUCCGAUGAUGAUGGUCCUCUUUUCCGUAAGGUUGAACAGGCCAACAGCGGUAGAUUUGCUUCAAGAGCCCACAGUCAGAAUCAGGUUCCUAAGGAGAUCGUAGAUGCCUCUCUAGAUACCGAAGCUCUCGUUGAGUUGGCUCAAGGGUGGGAUAAGAUGAUGAAAAAAGAGGAUGGUGACUAG
Brettanomyces nanus is the source of this 1107-nucleotide messenger RNA. RefSeq lists its product as uncharacterized. The record is from RefSeq and is a predicted model, not a curated record. The transcript has a single exon. NCBI's taxonomy places the organism in Eukaryota, Fungi, Ascomycota, Pichiomycetes, Pichiales, Pichiaceae. Bases 1 to 1107 code for a protein of 368 amino acids. Gene Ontology annotation, cellular component: cytoplasm.